ACCCUCCUCUUCCCCUAAACUCAAAUUUCCCAAAUUUCUUCUCUCUCUCUCUCUCUUCAUGCAUGCUUAUUUGCACCUAAAAUCGCCAAACCUGUUCAAUUCGCCUGAUAUUACUCAUAUUUUCACUUCAAUUUCAUGAAAUUCGUCAACAAUUGAAGGUCUAUCUUCGAAAAAAAGGUGUAUAUCUCUCUACAUGGUAUGAGUUCUUCAGUUCUUUGAGUGAAUCAAAUCAAGAAGGAGAAAGAAGUAGGUGAAAUUGCAUGGAUGAUCUAUGAUUUUAAGAAUGCUCAUCAUCUAGAACAUAUAAACAUGCUUGGCUUACUGGUGAGUUAUGCUCUUCAAUUCUUUUGGAAGAUUCUUCAUCGAGUGUGAACCGAUAUAGAAAUACCGUAAAAGCAAGACAGCCAUGUCUUACAACAAGGUAGAAGCUCUUAGAGAAAAAUCUGAUGCCGAAAAGUUAAUUCUUUCUAACGAUUACAUUGCUGCUAGAACAAAACUGAAAAAAGCCCAACAGCUUUUUCCGUCACUCGACCACAUCACUCCUAUGCUUACAGUUUGUGAGAUAUUAUCUGCCUCCACAAACAUAAUCCCGGGUUACGAAACCGAUUAUUAUUGGGUUCUUCAACUUAUGCCUUCAUCUGCUUUUACCGAUAUAACUUGUCAAUAUCAAAAACUCGUAUCUCUUUUACAACCGAUUAAAUACAAAUUCCCUGCUACCGAAUUGGCUCUGAAGCUUUUACAGGAGGCGUAUUCUGUUCUUUCCGACAAGAAAAAACGUGUGGCGUUUGAUAUUAAACGAGGUACAAGUUGGGUGAAUUAUGAAACGUUUGAAAGCAAUCCUGAAAAGGAUAGCAAUGGUGAAAAAGUUAAUGGCAAUACCAAUAACAUUAACAUACAAGAAUCGGGUUCAGGUUCAGGUUCUUCAUCUUCUGAUGUAAUUUCCGAAGGGUAUAAAGGUCAAGACACGGAUAUUAAUUCGGGAUCACAUGAACAAAAGCAGGAUUUUUAUAAUUUUGAUACUUACAGGACACCCGAGUGUUUUGAGUUAAGAGAUAUUUGGGCGGUUCAUUGUAAUUUAACCCAACCCUGCAUUGGGGGUAGAUACGGUCAAGUUUGUGAUAAAUCAGGGGGUGAAGCUGAAAUUACAUGGUUGAAACCGAUUCCUGUAACCGAAGGUGAAAGAAGAUGGUUUGAUGCUGGUUUGCCUGUUGCUUGUGGGUCGUUUUGUUUGGAUACAGAAAAAAGUGGAACAGUUGGGUUGAAAGGGGUAUUUUCGUACAAGUGCUCGUGGGAUUCCGGAAUCACUGAGGAAUUAUACGAGAUUUACCCGAAAAAAGGUGAAGUUUGGGCGGUGUAUGACAAUUUUGACCUUGAUGAAUGGUCUUACAACCCUGAUAUCAUUAAAGAAUGUUCUUAUAAGCUAGUUGAAAUUAUUACUGAUUAUUCUAUAUACAACGGUGUGGAGUGUGGUCAAUUGGUCAAAGUCAAUGGCUUCAAAAGUGUAUAUGAGCGACAAACCGGUGAAGGCAGCAAUCUUCAUAUUGGUCCCCGAGAUUUGUACAUGCUGGCCCACAACGUCCCGGCAUAUAGGUUCACUGGUGGUGAGAUUUACGGGGUUAAUGAUGGCAUGUUUGAGCUCGACCAGUUGGCUCUAAAAAACCUGGAUGACGAACCCAACAAUCAACCCAUGGUUGAAGAGAAAGAUCCUGACCUUUUGGUUCUUACACCAAACCCGAACCCGAACCCGAACCCACAGGGCUCGGUUUUGGGGCCUAAUUGGGCUGCGAAUGACUUCACAACGGGCCAGGUUUGGGCUACGUACUCCGGAAAAGACUUGAUGCCUCGCCAAUAUGUUCUCAUUAACAACAUGAUUUCACCAAGUGGAUUUUCUGCAACGGUUCUAGAACCCGAGACUGUUUUUGACGUUGAAGCCAGCUGGAAAAGCCGAAAUUUGCCGAUUGUAUGUGGGAUGUUUAGAGCAAAAGAAGUGAAAGUCAACCUUGACAUAAGUCAAUUCUCGCAUUUAGUCAACUGCUUCAAAAGCACCAGCAAUUUCAUUUACAAGAUCUUCCCGACAAAGGGUGAGAUUUGGGCGGUUUAUAGAAACUGGAAGCUGCAAUGGAAUCGGGUCAACUAUGAUAACUGCAAGUGUUGGGUGGUUGAAAUCUUGUCGGACUUUUCUGAUGGGGAGAAGAUGAUGGUGGCUAGAUUAGUAGAAGUCAAAGGUUGUUUGACUUUUUUUCAACGGAUGCAAGGGGAAGACGGGUUCGAAAUGGUUCGUGGGUUUUCGAAGCGAGAGAUGUUGUGUUUUUCCCAUCGGAUUCCAGCUUUUCGAGUUCCUGGAAUAGGAGGGCAUGGGAUUCCGGAGAGUUCUUGGCAUUUGGAACCGAAUGCUUUACCGCCAAACGGAAAUUGAUUGAGUUCAUCUUUAGAGCAGUUGUUAGUUGUUGUAAAAUUAAUGUUGAAUUGAUCCCUGAAUAAGAAUGUGCAAUAAACUCAAGAACUGGUAGUUCCAAAUAUCAUAUUCAAUGCUUUUUUAGGUGCCA
Helianthus annuus (common sunflower) is the source of this 2546-nucleotide messenger RNA. RefSeq lists its product as uncharacterized. Bases 407 to 2416 code for a protein of 669 amino acids. The transcript has 3 exons. The record is from RefSeq and is a predicted model, not a curated record. NCBI's taxonomy places the organism in Eukaryota, Viridiplantae, Streptophyta, Magnoliopsida, Asterales, Asteraceae.